CGGCGCAUCCAAAGCCCUUUUUGAGAGAGAGAGAGAGAGUCGGCGAUUGUGGGCGAAUAUAUAAUGAAGCGGUCUAAGUUCAUUAGUGUUUGCAAUCAGCAGCGCGCAGACACCCUCAUCAGGGCAGAAAGCUGCGAAGAGCCAUUCAUCAGUGUGAAGUGUUGUUCAUGGAUGACCCCUAAAUCAUGGCACUAGUAGUAGAUGCACUGAUUGGACACAGCAUGGGAGACUCAGCACUUUGUAUUAACCAACAGAGGCGGCGAGGAUGAGAAUGGGGGGCGACGCAAAAGUGGUUCAGUCCAAAUGACAGGAGGCGGCAGCGAAAGAGGCGACUCGUUGCACAAAACUUAGGCGGGGAGAGCAGCUGCGAGCUUGCCAAAUGCCGAAGCAGAGGAGCCGAGAAUUAUAAAUGGCCAAAUCCAUUCUUCACUGCCCGGGCUGGGGAGAUGGAUCUCCCCGUGCUUUAUGGUAGGCGCCUCUUUCCUGCGUGUGCGCCUCUCUCGCUCCCUAAUAAGGGAGGCAGGGGCUGAAGCUACCGCCGCCGAACCCGUUCUCCCUUCGGGGUACCUCCCCCCGCUCUAGGUUUAGAUGCGCCUGGCUGCCGUUGCUCCUCCCCCCCGGUUUCUGUGGCACUUUAUUGGGGGACCGUGCUCUUCCUUUACACCUCCCUUCUUUCGAGGAUGAGCGAAAAUAACAGUGACAACAACACUAAACUCCCGAGUCGGGGGAAGAGACGCAGCCCUGGAAGCUGUGUAGUGUGAAUUCCCGAGGAGGCUCCUUUCCCCUUGCUGACCCCUGGCUCGGCAGGACCGGGGACGGAACUUGCAAUACUUCUCUCUUUUUUCCUCCCACCCCUCCUGCCCUUCCCCUACGACGUCCCCCGUUCGGUCGACCAAACGGGCGGUGCUACCCUUCGCCUCGGCGCUGUUGGGCUGACUGAGGAGAGGAGGAGGGAAAGUCCGAGUUGAGGCGCCUCGGUAAGUGGCUCCGUCUCGCGCUCUUUAUCGGUCCUAGUGCCCGCGGGCCCCUCAGAACCGGAAGAGUUGUGGCGAAUAGCGGCGGGGGGGAGGGAGCGUUCGAGGGACGCCCGAGCGGCUCUUUCUAACAUUCCCCAGUUCUCUGCCCUAAAAUCCUGCCUGCUUGGCGGAGCUUUAGCUGCGACCAGCCUCAUAUGGAGCUUUCUUCUCUCUGGAGUUGCCCAGAAACUUUUCUCUCCCUCCCCUCCCGGUUUUCUUGGGUUUUUGUACCGAGGCUCUUUGCCGACGGCGGGGCUCGGAGAGGAUUCAGUUCUUGACCGAGAGAAAAAGGGAAGAAGUGAGGAUGAGUUGGGGGAUUGGCUGGAGGGCAAGGAGCUCCCCCAGGUUCGUCCUCUUGGUGUCAGAUCUGCCCGCGUAACAGUGCUCGGCGAAAGGGAUUGCCAGGACCUGUAGAAAGUGUAGAUCUGGUCUGAAAUGGAAAAGGAAAACUCCCAAAAAACGGCAACGGGGAGUGUUGGAGAGGUCUCUAAUUCAACUUGAUCUCCUCAACUCCUAGAGCGAGGGAGCAGCAUUGACAUGACCGGACGGACCAUCUGUUGAAAUCCGCGUUGUUUUUGUUAUUCCAUCGGUGCUCCAGGUCUCAGUCGGAGGAUUUGGCACUUUAAGAUUCAGCACGUUGUCCUUCGCUGUUGAAUUGAGCUCCUCCAGUCGCCACACGCCAAGCAUUUCCUUCUAAGCUAGUUAUAGUCUACCUUUCAGAGCUGUUGGACUGGGGUGUUCCACAUAAUGACAGUAUGAAUGUGACUGGUAUAGCAUUUUUAUCCUGUUUGCCUUCACUCCAGUUUAUCAGUUCGGAUGUUCGGGUAUGAAGAAGGUGGAAGGUGAAUAAUUAAAUGUAUAGAAGAAUUCCAGGUGGUAUGAUCUGACGUGCAUACAGAAGGAAUGAAGCAUGGAUGUGAAAGAACGCAGACCUUAUUGCUCCCUGACAAAGAGCAGAAGAGACAAGGAAAGGCGUUAUACAAAUUCUUCCACAGAAAAUGAAGAAUGCAGAGUGCCUACUCAGAAGUCUUACAGUUCAAGUGAAACCUUGAAAGCUUUUGAUCAUGAUUCUUCCAGACUGCUGUAUGGAAAUCGGGUAAAAGAUUUAGUCCCCAGGGAAUCUGAUGAAUAUACCAGACAAGGACAGAAUUUUACCCUAAGACAGUUAGGAGUUUGUGAACCAGCGACUCGAAGAGGACUGGCAUUUUGUGCUGAAAUGGGGCUUCCCCACAGAGGUUACUCUAUCAGUGCAGGGUCAGAUGCUGACACUGAAAAUGAAGGAGUGAUGUCUCCAGAGCAUGCCAUGAGACUAUGGGGCAGGGGGGUCAAAUCAGGUCGCAGUUCCUGUCUCUCAAGUCGUUCCAACUCAGCUCUUACUUUAACUGAUACUGAGCAUGAAAACAAGUCCGACAGUGAGAAUGGCACUGCUCAGUCCACCCUAUGUUGGAAUACUGCAUAUCACGAUGAGGAUCUAAUCCUGAUUGGAGAUACUGAAUGCCACGAAAAUACAAGUCCUCCCAUGCCAUCUUCUUCAUCUAGUCAAUCCGUUAUUGAACAUUUACAUUCCCCUCCUCCAUCUCCAAAUCUCCAUGACAACCAGAGAUGGUUGCUAAGUACUAGUGCUAUCCAGCCAGUUCAGGACUCUGACACUGAUGAGGACUAUACUGCCAGCUCUUACCUAGUACAGACCGGUCCUGUUUCAGUUUUUGCCUCAGGUCAUGAGCAACCUCCAAAUAACCAAGGCCAGUCGACCCUGCAACCUUUGCCACCUUCUCACAAGCAGCAUUCAGCACAGAAUCACCCAUCUAUCACCUCCCUUAACAGAAAUUCACUGACAAAUAGGAGGAACCAGAGUCCGGCCCCGCCGGCUGCUUUGCCCGCCGAGCUGCAAACCACACCCGAGUCGGUCCAGCUGCAGGACAGCUGGGUCCUUGGCAGUAAUGUGCCACUGGAAAGCAGGCAUUUCCUAUUCAAAACAGGAACAGGGACAACACCACUGUUCAGUACUGCAACACCGGGUUACACAAUGGCAUCUGGUUCAGUUUAUUCCCCUCCUACACGACCACUACCUAGGAACACCUUAUCAAGAAGUGCUUUUAAAUUUAAGAAGUCUUCAAAGUACUGUAGCUGGAAAUGUACAGCACUCUGUGCUGUUGGGGUCUCUGUGCUGCUGGCAAUACUACUAUCUUAUUUUAUAGCAAUGCAUCUAUUUGGCCUCAACUGGCAAUUACAACAGACUGAAAAUGACACAUUUGAAAAUGGAAAAGUGAAUUCUGAUACUAUGCCAACACACACUGUAUCAUUACCUUCUGGUGAAAAUGGUAAAUUAGGAUUUACACAGGAAAAUAACACUAUAGAUUCUGGAGAACUUGAUAUAGGUCGAAGAGCAACACAAGAUGUGCCUCCUGGGAUCUUCUGGCGGUCACAAGUCUUUAUUGAUCAACCACAGUUUCUAAAAUUCAAUAUCUCCCUUCAGAAAGAUGCUUUGAUUGGAGUAUAUGGCCGAAAAGGUUUACCACCUUCACAUACACAAUAUGAUUUUGUAGAACUUUUGGAUGGAAGCCGAUUGAUUGCAAAGGAGCAGCGUAAUCUUCUUGAGACAGAGAGAGCAGGUAGACAAACAAGAUCUGUUAGCCUUCAUGAAGCAGGGUUCAUUCAGUAUUUGGAUGCUGGGAUCUGGCAUCUGGCUUUUUACAACGAUGGAAAAAAUGCAGAGCAAGUGUCUUUUAAUACGAUUGUUAUAGAGUCUGUAGUUGAAUGCCCUCGAAAUUGCCAUGGAAACGGAGAAUGUGUUUCAGGAUCAUGCCAUUGUUUUGCUGGCUUUCUUGGCCCCGAUUGUUCAAGAGCAGCCUGCCCAGUAUUGUGUAGUGGCAAUGGGCAGUACUCCAAAGGACGUUGUUUAUGCUAUAGUGGUUGGAAGGGUACGGAGUGUGAUGUGCCUACCACCCAGUGCAUUGACCCUCAAUGUGGAGGUCGUGGGAUUUGUAUUAUGGGCUCUUGUGCCUGCAACUCUGGAUACAAAGGAGAAAACUGUGAAGAAGCUGAUUGUUUAGAUCCAGUCUGUUCAAAUCAUGGUGUAUGUAUCCAUGGAGAGUGUCAUUGUAAUCCAGGUUGGGGUGGUAACAACUGUGAAAUACUGAAGACAAUGUGUCCGGACCAAUGCUCUGGCCAUGGCACGUAUCUGCAAGAAAGUGGCACUUGUAAUUGUGAUCCUAAUUGGACUGGCCCUGAUUGCUCUAAUGAAAUCUGCUCUGUUGACUGCGGUGCUCACGGUGUCUGCAUGGGUGGAACGUGUCGAUGUGAAGAAGGUUGGGCUGGAGCAUCUUGCAAUCAAAGAGCAUGCCAUCCUCGGUGUGCUGAACAUGGAACUUGUAAAGAUGGAAAGUGUGAAUGCAACCAAGGCUGGAAUGGCGAGCACUGCACAAUUGCUCACUAUUUGGAUAAAAUAGUUAAAGAGGGAUGCCCUGGCCUGUGUAAUAGUAAUGGAAGAUGUACUCUUGACCAAAAUGGCUGGCAUUGUGUUUGUCAGCCUGGAUGGAGGGGAGCAGGAUGUGAUGUCGCCAUGGAAACUUUAUGUACUGACAGCAAGGAUAACGAAGGAGAUGGAUUAGUUGACUGCAUGGAUCCUGACUGCUGUUUGCAGAGUUCCUGCCAAAACCAGCCUUUCUGUCGAGGAUUGCCUGACCCACAAGAUAUUAUUAGCCAAAGUCAGCAAUCACCAUCUCAGCAAGCUGCUAAAUCCUUUUAUGAUCGGAUCAGUUUUCUUAUAGGACCAGAAAGCACACAUGUUAUUCCUGGGGAAAGCCCAUUCAAUAAGAGUCUUGCAUCUGUCAUAAGGGGUCAAGUAUUAACAGCAGAUGGAACACCACUAAUUGGAGUUAAUGUCUCCUUUUUACAUUAUCCUGACUUUGGUUAUACAAUCACUCGUCAAGAUGGAAUGUUUGACUUGGUGGCAAAUGGUGGUGCAUCAUUAACUUUAGUAUUUGAACGAUCACCAUUCCUUACUCAGUACCAUACAGUCUGGAUUCCAUGGAACGUCUUCUACGUCAUGGACACUCUUGUCAUGAAGAAGGAGGAGAAUGACAUUCCCAGCUGUGAUCUGAGUGGAUUUGUGAAACCAAAUCCCGUAAUUGUAUCAUCACCUUUAUCUACCUUGUUCAGGAUCUCUCCUGAAGACAGCCCUAUUAUUCCUGAGACACAGGUGCUCCAUGAAGAAACUGCAAUACCAGGAACUGAUUUGAAAUUGUCUUACUUAAGCUCCCAAGCGGCGGGGUAUAAAUCUGUACUUAAGAUCACAAUGACACAGUCUGUGAUACCAUUUAAUUUAAUGAAAGUUCAUCUCAUGGUGGCUGUAGUAGGAAGACUUUUCCAAAAAUGGUUCCCUGCAUCCCCAAAUUUGGCUUAUACAUUUAUAUGGGAUAAAACUGAUGCAUAUAAUCAAAAGGUCUAUGGUUUAUCUGAAGCUGUUGUAUCUGUUGGUUAUGAAUAUGAAUCUUGUUUGGAUCUAACAUUGUGGGAAAAACGGACAGCCAUUCUACAAGGUUAUGAACUGGAUGCCUCCAACAUGGGUGGAUGGACACUUGACAAACACCAUGUAUUAGAUGUUCAAAAUGGAAUCCUGUAUAAAGGCAAUGGGGAAAAUCAGUUUAUCUCUCAGCAGCCACCAGUUGUCAGUAGUAUAAUGGGUAAUGGCCGACGGCGCAGCAUUUCUUGCCCAAGUUGCAAUGGUCAAGCAGAUGGCAAUAAACUUCUGGCUCCAGUUGCCCUAGCUUGUGGAAUUGAUGGAAGUCUAUAUGUAGGAGAUUUCAACUAUGUUCGACGAAUAUUCCCAUCUGGAAAUGUAACAAGUGUACUUGAACUAAGCAGUAAUCCAGCUCAUAAAUACUAUCUUGCAACUGAUCCAGUCACAGGAGAAUUGUAUGUUUCUGAUACAAAUACAAGACGGAUCUAUCGUCCAAAAUUACUUACAGGAACAAAAGACCUGACAAAAAAUGCUGAUGUAAUAGCAGGGACUGGAGAACAGUGCCUUCCAUUUGAUGAAGCAAGAUGUGGCGAUGGUGGCAAGGCUGUAGAAGCUACUCUGAUGAGUCCCAAAGGAGUGACAGUAGAUAAGAAUGGAUUAAUCUAUUUUGUUGAUGGAACUAUGAUCAGGAAAGUGGACCAAAAUGGAAUAAUAUCAACAUUACUUGGUUCAAAUGAUCUGACUUCCGCGCGACCAUUAACAUGUGACACCAGUAUGCAUAUCAGCCAGGUACGUCUGGAGUGGCCAACAGAUUUAGCUAUUAACCCAAUGGAUAACUCCAUAUAUGUGCUGGAUAACAACGUAGUGCUUCAGAUUACAGAAAAUCGGCAAGUCCGUAUAGCUGCUGGAAGGCCAAUGCAUUGCCAGGUUCCUGGAGUGGAAUAUACAGUGGGAAAACAUGCAGUGCAAACUACCUUAGAAUCAGCCACCGCUAUUGCUUUAUCCUAUAAUGGGGUGCUUUACAUUACAGAAACAGAUGAAAAAAAAAUAAAUAGAAUAAGACAAGUAACAACUGAUGGAGAAAUUUCACUAGUUGCUGGAAUACCUUCUGAAUGUGAUUGCAAAAAUGAUGUUAACUGUGACUGCUAUCAAAAUGGCGAUGGCUAUGCUAAAGAUGCCAAACUCAGUGCCCCUUCUUCCUUAGCUGUAUCACCCGAUGGAACACUGUAUAUUGCAGAUCUUGGAAAUAUUCGAAUAAGAGCUGUGUCAAAGAACAAACCAUUGCUGAAUUCCAUGAACUUUUAUGAAGUUGCCUCUCCAACUGAUCAGGAGCUCUAUAUCUUUGACGUCAAUGGAACUCAUCAGUACACAAUGAGUUUAGUCACAGGAGAUUAUCUGUACAAUUUUAGCUACAGUAAUGACAAUGAUAUAACUGCAGUUACUGACAGCAAUGGAAAUACCCUUCGUAUUAGGCGUGAUCCCAAUCGGAUGCCAGUAAGGGUAGUAUCUCCUGACAAUCAAGUCAUCUGGUUAACCAUAGGAACCAACGGUUGCUUAAAAAAUAUGAUAGCACAAGGACAGGAACUAGUCUUGUUUACAUAUCAUGGCAAUAGUGGACUCCUAGCAACUAGAAGUGAUGAAAUUGGAUGGACAACAUUUUUUGACUAUGACAGUGAAGGCAGAUUGACCAAUGUCACAUUUCCAACUGGAGUGGUCACUAAUCUACAUGGAGAAAUGGAAAGGGCUAUUACUGUUGAUAUUGAAUCAUCUAGCAGAGAGGAUGAUGUCAGCAUCACUUCAAACCUAUCCUCAAUUGAUUCUUUCUAUACAAUGGUCCAAGAUCAGUUAAGAAAUAGUUACCAGAUUGGAUAUGAUGGGUCUCUCAGAAUCAUCUAUGCCAGUGGCCUGGAUACACACUAUCAAACAGAACCACAUGUUUUAGCAGGUACAGCCAAUCCAACUGUAGCAAAAAGAAAUAUGACUCUUCCUGGAGAAAAUGGACAGAAUUUAGUGGAGUGGAGAUUUCGAAAAGAACAAGCACAAGGCAAGGUCAAUGUGUUUGGCCGUAAGCUCAGAGUUAAUGGUAGGAACCUCCUUUCAGUUGACUUUGAUCGGACUUCAAAGACAGAGAAGAUUUAUGAUGAUCACCGUAAAUUUCUACUGAGAAUCGCCUAUGAUACUUCAGGACAUCCAACUCUCUGGUUCCCAAGCAGCAAGCUUAUGGCUGUCAAUGUUACCUAUUCAUCUACAGGUCAAAUUGGUAGCAUCCAGCGAGGCACCACUAGUGAAAAAGUAGAUUAUGAUGGACAGGGAAGGAUUGUAUCUAGAGUAUUUGCUGAUGGUAAAACAUGGAGUUACACAUAUCUUGAAAAGUCAAUGGUUCUCUUACUGCAUAGCCAACGGCAGUAUAUCUUUGAAUAUGACUUACUGGAUCGGCUUUCUGCAAUAACCAUGCCCAGUGUAGCUCGCCACACUAUGCAGACUAUCCGUUCUAUUGGCUACUAUCGGAACAUCUAUAAUCCUCCAGAAAGCAAUGCCUCUGUCAUCAUGGACUAUAAUGAAGAAGGGCAGCUGUUACAAACUGCUUUCUUGGGCACAAGCCGGAGAAUCUUGUUCAAAUACCGAAGGCAGACGAGGCUUUCUGAAAUUCUAUAUGAUAGCACAAGAGUGAGUUUUACUUACGAUGAGACAGCAGGAGUUCUGAAAACAAUAAAUCUCCAGAGUGAUGGCUUUAUUUGCACCAUUAGAUACAGGCAAAUUGGUCCAUUGAUUGACAGGCAGAUUUUCCGUUUUAGUGAAGAUGGAAUGGUAAAUGCCCGAUUUGACUACAGCUAUGACAACAGCUUCAGAGUGACUAGCAUGCAAGGUGUUAUCAAUGAAACACCAUUGCCUAUUGAUCUCUAUCAGUUCGAUGACAUAUCUGGAAAAGUUGAGCAGUUUGGAAAAUUUGGGGUUAUUUAUUAUGACAUUAAUCAGAUAAUUUCAACAGCUGUAAUGACUUACACAAAACACUUUGAUGCUCAUGGUCGCAUAAAGGAAAUUCAGUAUGAAAUAUUCCGAUCACUUAUGUACUGGAUUACAAUUCAGUAUGAUAACAUGGGCCGAGUAACUAAAAGAGAAAUUAAAAUAGGGCCAUUUGCUAACACUACCAAGUACGGUUAUGAAUAUGAUGUUGAUGGCCAGCUACAGACAGUUUACCUUAAUGAGAAAAUAAUGUGGCGCUACAAUUAUGAUUUGAAUGGCAAUCUCCACUUGUUGAAUCCAAGUAAUAGUGCUCGAUUGACACCACUGAGAUACGAUCUGAGGGACAGAAUCACUCGACUUGGUGAUGUUCAGUACCGGUUAGAUGAAGAUGGAUUUCUGCGACAGAGGGGCACUGAGAUAUUUGAAUACAGUUCAAAGGGCCUUCUUACCAGAGUUUAUAGCAAAGGCAGUGGAUGGACAGUGAUAUAUCGUUAUGAUGGACUUGGAAGACGGGUUUCCAGUAAAACCAGCCUGGGACAGCAUCUUCAAUUUUUUUAUGCAGAUCUCAUAUAUCCAACAAGAAUAACUCAUGUGUAUAACCACUCAAGCUCUGAAAUCACGUCUCUCUAUUAUGACUUGCAAGGACAUUUAUUUGCUAUGGAGAUUAGCAGCGGAGAUGAGUUCUACAUUGCCUCAGAUAAUACUGGAACCCCACUGGCUGUUUUCAGUAGUAAUGGUCUAAUGCUGAAGCAGAUUCAGUACACUGCCUACGGUGAAAUCUAUUUCGAUUCUAACCUUGAUUUCCAGUUAGUGAUAGGAUUCCAUGGAGGUCUUUAUGACCCACUAACCAAACUAAUUCAUUUUGGUCAAAGAGAUUAUGACAUAUUGGCAGGCCGUUGGACUACACCUGAUAUUGAAAUUUGGAAAAAAAUAGGGAAAGAUCCAGCUCCAUUUAACCUGUACAUGUUUAGAAAUAAUAAUCCAGCCAGCAGAAUAAACGAUGUGAAAGAUUAUAUCACAGAUGUUAACAGCUGGCUGGUGACAUUUGGUUUUCAUCUACACAAUGCGAUCCCAGGUUUCCCUGUGCCUAAAUUUGAUUUAACUGAACCCUCCUAUGAACUUGUGAAGAGUCAGCAAUGGGAUGAUGUACCGCCGAUUUCUGGAGUGCAACAAGAAGUGGCAAGGGAAGCAAAGGCUUUCCUAUCCCUAGGAAAAAUGGCAGAAGUCCAGAUCAGCAAGCGCAGACCUGGUAGUGAGAAAUCCUGGUUAUGGUUUGCAACUGUGAAGUCUUUGAUUGGAAAAGGAGUAAUGCUUGCUGUCAAUCAAGGCAAAGUACAGACCAAUGUGCUUAACAUUGCAAAUGAAGAUUGCAUCAAAGUGGCAGCUGUUCUCAAUAGUGCAUACUACCUGGAAAACCUGCACUUCACUGUUGAGGGAAAGGACACACAUUAUUUCAUUAAAACCACCUCACCCGAGAGUGACUUGGGCACGCUGAGAUUGACAAGUGGCCGGAAGGCACUGGAGAAUGGCAUCAAUGUCACAGUUUCCCAGUCCACCACUGUAGUGAAUGGCAGGACUCGUAGGUUUGCUGAUGUUGAAAUGCAGUACGGUGCACUGGCUCUUCAUGUCCGCUAUGGCAUGACGCUUGAUGAGGAGAAGGCACGGAUAUUAGAACAGGCUAGGCAAAGGGCUCUCUCCAAUGCCUGGGCCAGAGAACAGCAACGAGUGAGAGAUGGAGAAGAAGGGGCCAGGCUAUGGACAGAAGGGGAAAAGAGGCAACUUUUGAGUGCUGGAAAAGUUCAAGGAUAUGAUGGGUACUAUGUACUCUCUGUUGAGCAAUACCCCGAAUUAGCUGACAGUGCUAACAAUAUACAGUUUCUUAGACAAAGUGAGAUUGGAAAGAGGUAACACAUUGGUUGAGCUUGGCUUGCCAAAGAGACGGAUCUUGUGCCAGUGUCUUCUAAGAGGGGAGACCAAAUAGUUUGCUGCAUUAUUACUUGAGCCUAAAUGUACAUCUUUGCUCAGAUUUAUCUGUAGCACAAUCUGAAUGGACUCUACAACAAAGAGAGAGCCUUCCAGAAGAUUGAUAAUAUUAAAAAGAAAAACUGGAGUUAUGUUUUUUUUCUGAAUGACCUUAAAGGUGAUCUGCUUUAAAGAAUAUGUUUACAUAUGCAUAUCGCUGCACUCACGUUGGACUGAAAGUACUAAAAAAAAGAUCUAAAGAGUUUCCAACUGGCUGACUAUUCCAGUAACUAAAAAAGAAAGCGAUAACAGUGUUUCCAAAUAUUACUAAAUUGUUGACUUUUGCUUACAAGAAUUAGUUUUUUUUCCUCUUCCUUCUCCCCCUUUCUCCUCUUAUCUCCUGCUCACUCCCUUUCUCUGCCUAGGAUGUGGUAUAUAAUCUCUGUUCAUGUUAAGAAGGGGACAAAACUUUUUGUGUAUGGACACCCCAAUGGCUUUAACGGUGCUGCUUUUUGAAAGGACACUGGCACAAGCAAUUUAUUCUACAGUCAAAAUUUAGUAAUGGAUUUUACGGUGAUCAUGAGGUUUACCUUGGGGAAAAUGGCAAAUAGAAUUCUUGUCACAGAAAAGCAAAGGAAGCUUGAUUUUUUUGUAAAUUAUGUGAGACAAGUUGUUUAUGGAUUUUUAUAUGAAUUACAAUUUACUGUACAUCAAAUAUUAGUCUCAGAGGAGUUAAUUUAUGUAAAGUGUUUAAAAAAGUUUAUACUUAAAUAAAAUAAUAAAAAUAUGCAGUGUGUGAAUUUUUUAAAAAGAAUUGCACCUUUUAUUAUGUUAUACCUGUACAGUAUUAAGAGUUAUAAUGUAGAGAUAUAACAGUAUACAACAAUUGGAUAGAAGUGUUAAUAUUUUUGUAUUAACUUUAACAUGGUGCAUUUUUCUCUUUGGAUCGCUUUUGAGAAAGGAUGGAGGAAUCACAGACUAGAAGAAACAGAGUUGCUGCUCUUUUUCCUCUCUUUCUCUCUCUCUUUGCUUGAGCCCUGGCAAGCAUGGUUUCAUCAAUUACUGCUAAAAGGAAUGAAGAACAAUUCAGCAAGACCCAUUUGUUACCAUAAAAGACUUUUGUAGGCUGGACAUGCCUUGUUCUCUUUCAGAGCUCAAGAUGUACUUAUUCUUUUUACACCUUUCUAAUGUGUGGGUUUUAGAAAAUAUAUGGGAUGUGAAGUUGUGUUAUGUCAUAAAAGGAACAUUUCCAUACUUCUUUACACAGAAGUAAAUUCCUUUGUGGGAUGUAUUCUUUGAUGAAUAAAUUUAGGACUGCAAUCUCAGAUAUUUAGUGGUUCAUGAAGACAAGCUGAUGCUGUUCUAAACACACAGGAUUGAUUCUCACAAUAUGCUUAACUGGGUCAGCUGGAGGUUAAUUGUAUCAUGGAAAUACUAUAUCUGGUCAACCAUGUUGUGGGAAUUUAGCUCUUUUGUCUUCUGAGGAUUAAGCAACAUCCUCUAGAAGCCUCAUAAAACAGGAUCUUUUUAGGUGCUCAUUUUCUAUGGAUGUUAGUUUUCAUACACAUAUCCCUUAGACACAGGAAAGAAUGAGAAACAAGCAAAACAUGGGCAGGAAAUAAAUAAGAAUCUGCCCAUGAUGACAUCAUCACAUCAUUGUGGGGGUUUAUUUCUUACAUUUUUAGUCCAACUUGCAAAGGACAGGACAAGACAAGAAGCAGGUCUCCCAGCCAUCCUGAUUGUUGCCAAUAUGUGAUGGUGAGAGAGCAAUAACUGAGUUUCUUGUGUCUGGGAACCUGUGAGUCUUUGUGGUUUGUUUAGUUUUGUUUUGUUUUUCUGCAUGUGUGAAAAAGACAUACUCAAUUCUCUUCUGGAAGAAAAAAAAUAGAAUUUUAUCUGAGGAGAUGGAACAAAAAGGAAGGUUUCCUAUCAACUGAAAAAAAAUGAAAAAACGUUCAAGAAAUGAAUAGGAUAGGAUAGUAUCUAAUCAGCAUUUGUGGAUAUCAUAAUGUUUAAGACUUGCCUAUAAAGACACGUGUUAGAACUUGAGAUGUGCUGAUAGAAGAAUUUAAUAUAAACUAUGUAUAAUUUUCUUAAACCAGGUUAUAGUAUCAGAUCUCUCCUAUUGAAUACCUGAAACACCAACCAAAAGGAAUAUUUCUGAAUAGAUUCUAAAUAUAGCUCCAUUAUUGAUAAAAUCUGGGAUGGAAAGAGGGGAACAUAAUUUUCAUGCCAAAUGCCAACCUCGCACAAAGUUGGCCCAGCACUUUCUUAUUAAUUAAUCAAUCAAAAUACCUAUUUCAAGAAGUUUAACAUACUUAAAAAUUCUGUAAUGUCUAUCUUCACAUUUUUCUAGCUAGUUUGUUAGUACAGAUGUUUGUGUAAAAACUUGAAAUGCUCAGCUUCCAUUUAAAAAACCUUCAGGUGCAAAAAAUAUUGACAGUUUCUGGUAAUUGUCUUAUGGAAAAACACAUUAAAACAAUAUUUUGAUCCCCCGAUCCUUUUUUAUAAGUAUAAUAAUACAAGUUACUUGCAAUUGAGCUGAAUGUUGCAUGAUUUGAAAAUACAUUUAAACUUUUUAUCAGUAUUAGUAUUGCAUAAUUUAUAUGUGGGAAGGAAAAAAAUCUCAAAGGCCUAAUUUCUCUCUUACAUCCUUUGUACUAUUUUCAGCAGCAUAUAUUCGAAAAUAUUGUUUAUUUCGGGAAAACUAGUCCAUUUUUCUGUGCUAAAAAUCAAGAUUUAAAUGCCAGUUAAAUAUAUCUGAAACAUGUAAAGGAAUUACAUAAAUUACAUGAAUUUUUAAAUUGUUUUCUAAUUGCUUUCUGCACUGAGAUUCUGUAAUAGAUAUGUGUGCUUUCAGUUACACAGUAUGUAUCUUGUCAAAGAAUUAUGGAAUGAUCAAGCAAGUCACAGUAUUACUUACCCGUGUCCCAUUGGACACAACCUAUAGAAUAACAGUCUAGGCAUUUGGGGAAAAAAGCUAUUUUAUUACAUUUAAAGUAUAAAUAAAUGCUUUAUUGUUAUUUUUCAGACACAAAGAAUCCAAAUUUAGAAAUUAGGAUUAAAAAAAUGCUGAUCAGUGCCAUUAGUUCCUAUCUCAGUUUAAAUCUCAGUACAUAGCCUGUCUAUAGUUCUAUUUGGUAGAAUUGCAGAGGAUUUUUUUUUUUUGAAAGCACUGGGUUUGCUGUUUAUUUGGGCUCAUACUGGAAAUAUAGUAAUAUACUAUUCUAUAGAAAUACUACAACAAAUCUGCUGUAUGACAAGUUGGGAUAGCACUAAGCUUUCUGUUGAUGUGUCCUUGUGCUUUCACAAAUAACCCAAAACUUUUAUCUGUUGGCUUAAAUUGAAUGAUGGCCAAUUAGCCUUCUUUCAUAAGUCUUUAGUAGAUCUUUCUCAUACUGUAAAAAAUACCUGAAAUGUUCCUACAUGAUAUAGUGACUGGGGAAAAUGUAAACUAAUUUUUUUUUUAAAAUGAAAAACUGUAUUAAAGUAAUUCUCCUUUGGAAAUUCAGAGUAUUUUAGGCAAAGCUAGUCAAAAUGUUUUCAUGCAAUUUUGAAAUGUAUUUUUUGUCCAAUUUGUAUUGUUCUUUUCAUUUGCCUUCCAAACUUUAUAUGUAUCCUGAAGUUUUCCACAACUUGAUGACUAUAGAUUGCAUCUAGGCUUUCCAAUAAAAGCCAAGCCAAUGUG
Molecule: messenger RNA, 14092 nt
Organism: Crotalus tigris (Tiger rattlesnake)
Lineage: Eukaryota; Metazoa; Chordata; Lepidosauria; Squamata; Viperidae
Gene: TENM3
Product: teneurin transmembrane protein 3
Exons: 31
Coding region: 1927-10350 (2807 amino acids)
Biological process (GO): neuron development; heterophilic cell-cell adhesion; signal transduction
Cellular component (GO): membrane; neuron projection
Molecular function (GO): protein heterodimerization activity; cell adhesion molecule binding; protein homodimerization activity
Source: RefSeq, a predicted model, not a curated record